AUGCCGUCUAGAAUCGCAACUCUUCUCAUUUGUCUCACUGUUUUAAGUGUGGUGAGCGCUGAUUACUUAUGUAAUUGCUAUUGUCCGACGAGUUCAACCUAUGCCGGAUAUGGUACCUAUUCGUCAUCGUCAACAACAUGUAGCUCACAAACUUGUGCGAAUGCGUGUGUGGGUACUUUUUCAGCCUGCGUAUUAGGCUCAACUUGGGGAUCAUGCCGAAAUGCAGGAAAUGGUUUGACUAUUCCUAUGCUCAGUUUAAUGAUGGGUUUGAGUGCAUGCUUCGUCAAAAGAUUCUUUUGA
Rotaria socialis is the source of this 300-nucleotide messenger RNA. The record is from the annotation of a GenBank genome assembly. Lineage: Eukaryota; Metazoa; Rotifera; Eurotatoria; Philodinida; Philodinidae.